GAAGAAGUUGAAGCUUUCAAUUUACUUAGCAAAGCUAUUUUUGAUGAUAAAGUAACUAAUUAUAUUACUAUUAUUUGCACUAACUUUCCCAAUUUCGAAAAUUAUGAAUCAUGUGAAAGAGAUCGUAAAAUAUUUUGUGAAGAAACUGGAAAAUUUUCAGAGAAACUCGUUCAUACCGAGAUUAUCUAUGUAGAUAAUCCACCAGCAAAAGGCCGUUAUUUGUCAAUUUCAAAAGGAUCACGAGAAGAAUCUCGCAAAAAAUUAUUAACACAUUUAAAAACUUGUCAAAAAGUUUACCAACCUGAACUACUAACUAAAUUUAGUAAAAUGAUUUCCGAGUUCAAUUUAAUUAUAGAUGAUACUAAAAAAGCAAUUAUUAACGUUGAUGAUUAUUUAAACAAUAGUAACAAGUAUUUAAAUGAUUUCAUUAGUGAACGAGAAAAUAUAAUUGAACUUAUUAAAGAAUGUAAAGAAAUGGUUAAAGGGCAUAUGAAAUCACGAUAUACUUGGAAAACUAUUGGUCAUUCCGUUUUGUUCGGUGGUAAUGCUUUGAUAAUCACAGGAAUACUGGUACCUCCUGUUCUGGUGCCAGGUAUUAUUGUAUCGGUUACUGCUUGGUUAAGUGUCACUAGUUCCGAUUCUAAUGCAAUUAUUAAAGAAAAUGAAAUAUAUCAACAUUUUGAAAGAUUUCUUGCUAAUGACAAAGAAAGUCGUAAAGCAUUAGAAGAUUCACUUAUAAAAUUAAAAAAAGCUAUUGGAAAUUUUAAAGAAAUUUAUUUUCGCUUCGAAAGUUCAGAAUGCAAAAAACUGAACAUAGACAAAAAGAAAUUUGAAGUAGUCAAGAAUGUGCUGGAUAAAAUUUUGGGAGAAAGUGAUGUUAAUAUGAGUUUGGAAGUUGAUAAUGAUAUAAGUUUAGAAGAUGAUGAAGAAACUGAACAUUUUUUUAGUAAUAAGGUGACAAAAGCUGCUAUAGAGGCUUUUUUGAAACUUGUGCUGCCUCCUAUGCACCUUUAUUGUGUGUUUCGAGAUAAUAAUGAAGUCGAAAGCCGUGCUUCCUUGAAAGAUAUGAGAAAAACAAUUGAAAAUUGGAGAAAAGAUUUGAAAAUUUUAAAAGAAAAAGAGCAACUAUUAACUACAAUAUGUGAAAAAACUAAGUGGUGUAAAGACGAAAUGGUAAAACUACAAAAUAUUGAACAAAAG
This is a messenger RNA of Dentiscutata heterogama, 1200 nucleotides long. NCBI's taxonomy places the organism in Eukaryota, Fungi, Glomeromycota, Glomeromycetes, Diversisporales, Gigasporaceae. The record is from the annotation of a GenBank genome assembly.